GUUUAAAAGUAAACGCCUUCCUCCGCACGUUUUCCCUUCUAUUUCCCCGACGCGAGCCCAGCUCCGGCUGCCUAGAACCUGCGAGUCUUGCUACGCUCCUUCUCCAGCAGCCUCAUCGAAGGACGAGAGCAUCCUUCCGCGGCGAGGCUUUUUUUUUCAACCUGCGUGCUCACGCUCUACAGAUAUCUUUUCGAUUCUCCCCUUUUUUUCGUCGAAGAGAGGCGGUGGGUCGACGAUAUGGAGAACAGAAACUACGACAUUCCUGAGAAUGCAAACGAGCAUUGUCCUGGCCCGCAAUCCGAGGAGGCAGGGAAGGCUGAUUCCUGUGCUGGAUGCCCUAAUCAACAAAUUUGUGCCACUGCCCCCAAAGGCCCCGAUCCUGACUUGGUGACUAUAGCAGAAAGAAUGGCAACAAUUAAGCACAAGAUACUCAUCCUGUCUGGAAAGGGUGGUGUUGGAAAGAGUACAUUCUCAGCGCAACUCUCGUUUGCCUUGGCUGAGCUGGAGAACCAGGUUGGCCUUCUUGACAUAGAUAUAUGCGGACCCAGCAUCCCAAAGAUGAUGGGUCUUGAAGGGCAUGACAUCCAUCAGAGCAACCUUGGCUGGUCCCCUGUCUACGUUGAGUCGAAUCUUGGUAUCAUGUCCAUUGGAUUCAUGCUCCCACACCCCGAUGAAGCUGUUAUAUGGAGGGGCCCUAGAAAAAAUGGACUCAUCAAACAGUUUGUGAAGGAUGUGAAUUGGGGGGAGCUGGACUAUCUCGUUGUGGAUGCUCCUCCUGGAACAUCUGAUGAGCACAUCUCUAUCGUACAGUUUUUGCAAGCCACAGGCAUAGACGGUGCCAUCAUCGUGACCACCCCACAGCAGGUGUCCUUGAUCGACGUGCGCAAGGAAAUUAGCUUUUGCAAGAAGGUAGGCAUCCGGGUUCUUGGGGUGGUCGAGAACAUGAGUGGCUUGAGACAGCCAAUCUCAGACAUGAGGUUCCUAAAGUCGAAUGAGACGGGAGAUGAGGAUGAUGUGACUGAAUGGGCAUUAAGCUACAUCAGAUCGAAUGCACCAGAGCUUCUUUCUGUGAUUUCAUGCAGUGAGGUGUUCGAUGCCACAGGUGGUGGGGCUGCAAAGAUGUGCAUGGAAAUGGGAGUUCCAUUUCUGGGAAAGGUGCCGAUGGAUCCUCAGCUUUGCAGGGCGGCAGAGGAAGGGCGUUCCUGUUUUACUGAUCAGAAAUGCACUGUUAGUGCUCCAGCAUUAAAGAAGAUAAUCCAAAAUCUCGUUUCUUCCUUUGAAUAAGUUCCAAGGACUGGCAUCUUCACGUGAAGUUAUAUGAUAACUACAGUGCUAUUCUGUUGUAGAUUUUUCGAUUAUAAUGUCGUUUAAAAUAGUUUCAUCAUAGUUUUUCCUUCUAGUGUGGCUUGUGUUGAUUUUCAGGAAAAGAAUAAGUUGAGACUUGAUCAUUUGUUUCUCAAGUAGAUAUCAAAUUCUGAAAUUUUGUGCAA
Zingiber officinale is the source of this 1490-nucleotide messenger RNA. Its product is annotated as cytosolic Fe-S cluster assembly factor NBP35-like. The coding region runs from base 238 to 1284 and encodes 348 amino acids. The record is from RefSeq and is a predicted model, not a curated record. The transcript is spliced from 3 exons. Lineage: Eukaryota; Viridiplantae; Streptophyta; Magnoliopsida; Zingiberales; Zingiberaceae. Gene Ontology annotation, biological process: iron-sulfur cluster assembly. Gene Ontology annotation, molecular function: ATP-dependent FeS chaperone activity; ATP binding; 4 iron, 4 sulfur cluster binding. Gene Ontology annotation, cellular component: cytosol.